Molecule: messenger RNA, 1108 nt
Organism: Pneumocystis carinii B80
Lineage: Eukaryota; Fungi; Ascomycota; Pneumocystomycetes; Pneumocystales; Pneumocystaceae
Exons: 4
Coding region: 43-1062 (339 amino acids)
Biological process (GO): cellular response to amino acid starvation; positive regulation of TORC1 signaling
Cellular component (GO): Seh1-associated complex; nuclear pore outer ring
Molecular function (GO): structural molecule activity; protein binding
Source: RefSeq, a predicted model, not a curated record
AAAAGGAUUAAAAAGGAUUAAAAAGGAUUAAAAAAGGGUUUAAUGGAGUGGAAAACUAUUAAAACAAAUCACGAAGACUUAAUUCAUGACGUUUCUUAUGAUUAUUAUGGAAGAAGAUUAGCAACAUGUUCCUCAGAUUUAAGAGUAAAAGUAUUUGAUUAUGAUGAUAUAACAUCAGAAUGGAUAGAAAAUGAUUCCUGGAAAUCAGCAGAUGCAACAAUUCUUAAAGUAAUAUGGGCAAAUCCUAAAGUGGGACAAGUAAUAGCAAUUUGUUCUAUAGAUAGAACAGUAAGAAUAUUUGAAGAACAGGAACAUGAGGCAAAGAAUUCAGGAAAACGGUGGCAUGAGAAAGCACGUCUUGUAGAUUCUCGAGGAGCAGUUCUAGAUAUAUGGUUUGCACCUAUUCAUUAUGGACUUAAAUUAGCGUCAGUAUCAGCAGAUGCGGUUAUUCGUAUCUAUGAAGCAUUAUCACCAAAUGAUUUAUCACAAUGGACAUUAAUGGAUGAUAUUAUACUUUUAUCGAAUCCGCCUCCACGAGAUACAGAAAGUUCGUUUUGUUUAACAUGGUGUCCAUCUCGAUGGGAUGAUCAGCAAUUGUUAGUUGGGGCAAUGAAUACAGUUUGUAUUUAUAGACAAAAUGAAAAUAAUAAAUGGAAGGCAGAAGAAUCAUUAGAUGGACAUACAGAUUUAGUACGAGAUGUUGCAUGGGGAGCGAAUAUGGGGAGAUCGUAUCAUAUUAUUGCUACAGCAUGCAAAGAUGGACAUGUACGAAUUUUUAAAUUAACAAACAAGUCGAAUCAAAUUUCUAAUGAAGAUGCUAUAUAUAAUUCAGAACCUAUACAAGCAAAAAAAGGUUAUAUAAUAGAACUAGUUGGUGAUUUUGAUGAUCAUAUGGCACAAGUAUGGAGAGUGAGUUUUAAUGUUACGGGUACUAUAUUAUCAACUGCAGGAGAUGAUGGAAGAGUAAGAUUAUGGAAAGCAAAUUAUGCAGGAGAUUAUCAAUGUUUAACAGUAAUUUCCAUGGAGAAAACUCAAAAAGAGGAUAUUAUUGAAGAACAAUAAGAAAAUUGUCUAACAUAUUAUAUCAACAUUUUUGAAAGUAUAUUGA